This is a messenger RNA of Leucoraja erinaceus (little skate), 1223 nucleotides long. Its product is annotated as CUB and sushi domain-containing protein 3-like. NCBI's taxonomy places the organism in Eukaryota, Metazoa, Chordata, Chondrichthyes, Rajiformes, Rajidae. The transcript has 5 exons. The record is from RefSeq and is a predicted model, not a curated record. The coding region runs from base 27 to 755 and encodes 242 amino acids.
UGCGAAUCUGCCAAUCUCCACCACCAAUGAUCACGGGGCAGAAUUUGACCGAAGAUGAUGAAUUUGAAAUAGGAGACCUCAUAAGAUUCCAUUGUUUGCCAGGAUUCACACUAAUUGGAAAUGAGAUUCUUACCUGUCGACUGGGGGAACGUUUACAAAUGGAUGCUGCGCCUCCCUCUUGUGAAGUGCUAUGUCCUGUCAAUGAAGUGAGAACAGAUUCCACAGGUGUUAUACUGAGCCCUGGAUACCCCGACAGCUACCCGAACUUCCAGACAUGUGCUUGGAGCAUUAUUGUGGAAAAGGGUUACAACAUUACUUUGUUCUUUGAGUUCUUCCAGACGGAGAAAGAAUUUGAUGAGCUGGAGGUUUUUGAUGGUCCAAACAGCCAUAGUCCAUUGCUGAAUUCCUUCAGUGGAGACUACUCUGCCCCUUUCAAUGUCACUAGUAGCGGCCACCAACUUUUCCUCCGCUGGUCUGCUGAUCACGGUACCAACAAAAAAGGCUUCCGCAUCCGAUAUGUUGCCUUUUACUGCAGCACUCCAGAGUCACCGCCCCAUGGUAUCAUACUCAGCCAAACAGGAGGGCAACUCAACAAUAUUGUUCGAUGGGCAUGUGAACCAGGCUACAGACUUAUUGGGAACAGCACUGCCACAUGCAGGAAAGCACCAUAUGGAUUUUACUCUUGGAAUGUGGCCGUUCCUGCUUGUCAAGGUAAACAUAUUCAAUUCAUGAUUUCUGGUUGUUACACUUAUUAAAAUAGGGCAAGAACAUCUAGUGUUGUCAUUUCCUCCAACUCACAAUCUCUAGUUCUCACAAAAAAGCUGGAGAAACUCAGCGGGUGUAGCAGCAUCUAUGGAGCGAAGGAAAUAGGCAACGUUUCGGGCCAAAACCCUUCUUCAGACUGAUGGCGGGGAGAAGAAAGGAAAAAGGAGGAGGAGCCCGAGGGCUGAGGGAUGGGAGGAGACAGCCCGAGGGCUGAGGAAGGGGAGGAGACAGCAAGGGCUAACAAAAUUGGGAGAAUUCAAUGUUCAUGCCCGCAGGAUGCAGACUCCCCAAGUGGAAUAUGAGGUGCUGUUCCUCCAAUUUCCGGUGUUGCUCGCUCUGGCCAUGGAGCAGACCCAGGACAGAGAGGUCGGAUGGGGAAUGGGAGGGGGAGUUGAAGUGUUGAGCCACUGGGAGGUCAGGUUGGUUAUUGCGGACCGAGCGGAGGUGUUCGGCGAAGC